Messenger RNA from Ilex paraguariensis (yerba mate), 717 nucleotides. NCBI's taxonomy places the organism in Eukaryota, Viridiplantae, Streptophyta, Magnoliopsida, Aquifoliales, Aquifoliaceae. The record is from the annotation of a GenBank genome assembly.
AUGUUGGACACCAAGGGGCCAGAGGUUAGAAGUGGAGAUGUGCCUCAACCAUUCCUUCUUAAGGAGGGGCCAGAGUUCAAUUUUACCAUUAAAAGAGGAGUCAGCACAGAGAACACAGCAAUGGUAGCCCGUGGAGACCUUGGAGCUGAACUUCCAAUUGAGGAUGUCCCUUUAUUACAGGAAGACAUCAUUAGAAGAUGUCACAGCAUGCAGAAGCCAGUGAUUGUAGCCACAAACAUGCUAGAAAGCAUGAUUAAUCAGCCAACUCCUACAAGAGCAGAAGUUUCUGACAUUUCAAUUUCUGUUCGAGAAGGUGCUGAUGCCAUCAUGCUUUCAGGAGAAACUGCCCAUGGAAAGUACCCACUGAAAGCAGUUAAAGUACUGCAUACUGUGGCUUUGAGGACUGAGUCUGUCAAAAUGCUUGAAUUUGGGUUGAAAGUGAGCCAUAUGGGUGCCAUGUUUGCUUUCCACGCCACCACAAUGGCUAACACUCUUGCUACUCCCAUAAUUGUCUUCACCAGAACAGGGUCCAUGGCUUUACUUUUAAGUCAUUAUCGGCCUUAUUCAACAGUAUUUGCCUUCACGAACGAGGAAAGGGUAAAGCAGAGGCUGGCUCUUUAUCAUGGUGUGAUGCCUAUAUAUAUGCAGUUUUCAGAUGAUGCAGAGGAGACCUUUGCUCGAGCUUUAAAACUUCUGUUGAGUAAGAGUUUAUUGUAG